Molecule: messenger RNA, 213 nt
Organism: Pyrenophora tritici-repentis Pt-1C-BFP
Lineage: Eukaryota; Fungi; Ascomycota; Dothideomycetes; Pleosporales; Pleosporaceae
Source: RefSeq, a predicted model, not a curated record
AUGUCCGGCCUAUUGGGGCACGGUACGCUUUGCUCACAUACCUCACUACGGACAUGGCACUGGUUGCAACCACAGCGUGUCGGCUCCGGCUUCCUAGAUCUUGGUUCCUAUCGGGAAGACAAGGUUAGUCACGUUGCAAGCGUUGUGUGUUUUUCCUUCUGGAAGGUAGGCAAAGAUGGGUGUGCAUGGUAUAUGGCACCGGUAUCACAGUGA